Molecule: messenger RNA, 2133 nt
Organism: Hypanus sabinus (Atlantic stingray)
Lineage: Eukaryota; Metazoa; Chordata; Chondrichthyes; Myliobatiformes; Dasyatidae
Product: alpha-tectorin-like
Exons: 9
Coding region: 1-2133 (710 amino acids)
Biological process (GO): cell-matrix adhesion
Source: RefSeq, a predicted model, not a curated record
AUGAUGGAGUCAUCAGCCCCGAUCGUCACACCACCACAGUCCUUGUUAGAAAGGGAGCUGACAGAGUUUGGGGUUAGCUUGCACGUGGAGGUGCAGUACCACUACAAGAGCAAGCUCAAGUCCGCCUGGGCUGCCGCCUUCCGGGGGGCACUGAAGUCCGCGUCGGACAGCAGCAGGCGCGAUUUGUUCUACCCAUUUGGUACCAGUAGUGGCGAUAUUACCAAUCUGGUCAGCGAUGAUGGAAGCUCCCCAAACAUAUCCAUCUCAACAUGGUUCCCAUUCUUUGAAAGAUCCUACAAGUCCUUGUAUGUCAACAACAACGGUGUCAUCUCCUUUGUCGUGCCUGUGAGCCAGUACACACCUACUGCAUUCCCAUUACCGGACGGGCGCGCCUUCAUUGCCCCGUUCUGGGCAGAUGUGGACAAUAGUCUGGGUGGCAACGUCUACUACCGCGAGAGUACCGAGGAAGCGUUACUGCAACGGGCCACGGCGGACGUCCGCAAGUACUCACCCGGAAUCGAAUUUCAAGCUCGCUGGGUGUUUGUGGCUACUUGGGAUAACGUUGCUUAUUAUGGCUCCCAGUCCUCCAAGGUGAACAGUUUCCAGGCAGUCCUGAUUACCGAUGGCUUACAAUCAUUUAUCAUCUUUAACUACUGGAAUAUUGAAUGGACUACCGGAACAGCGAGUGGUGGCUACCCAUCGACCGGCCUUGGCGGGACCCCAGCACAGGCUGGCUUCAACAGCGGGGACUCCCUGAACUUUUUCUCAAUUCCUGGGUCCCGGACGUCAGAGAUCAUCGAUAUCGAGACAACCAGCAACGUGGACGAGCCUAGUCGAUGGGUCUUCAGGGCGGAUACAUUCAAAGCACUCGGGGGUUGUAUAUAUAAAGGAAUGUACAUUCGGGAAAACCAGACAGUGUGGGUCAAUGGAAGCUGCCAAACCAAAUGUAAAUGUUCCUCGGAAGGGUUGUUAACGUGUGGUUCUGAACCGUGCGGCGCGGCAGAGAUCUGCGUUCCUGCUCCACCGUUCCACGCCUGCCGCCCAGUCUCGAUGAAGACCUGCGACGUUUACGGAGACCCCCACUAUUACACCUUCGACCAGAGGGUCAUCCACUUCCAGGGGACGUGCACCUAUGUCCUGUCCGAGCUGUGUGAUGGACUGUCUGACUUGACCUACUACAGGGUGGAGGGAGCGAACGAGAACCGCGGGAGCGUGGCCGUAUCGUUCGUGAGACUCGUCCGUCUCCUGGUCUACGGAACUGAAGUUAUUAUGCUCAAGGGGACUACCAACUACGUCCUGCUCAACGGGACCCGGAGUUCCGUCCCGGUCUUCCUCGAGGAUGGCCGACUCCAAGUCCGGACAUUUGGAUUCACUAUGAGGGCGACAGCGGACUUCGGACUGACCGUGACCUACGAUGGCGCCCACCACGCCUCGAUCACCCUGCCAGGAACCUAUCACGGAGCCGUCUGUGGGAUGUGCGGGAAUAUGAACGGGGACCCCUCCGACGACUUGCGCACGCGCAGCGGGAACCUUACGACCUCGCCGGGGAUAUUCGGGGCCAGUUGGAGGGUGGACGGCGAUGGCGGAGGGGACGUAUGCCGGGACUCCUGCACAGAUAGGUGCGGAGUCUGCACCGAGGCGGAGCGCUACUCGUUGCCGUCCUCCUGCGGCCUCCUCCGAGCCCAGAACGGCCCCUUCCGACAUUGCCAUGCCGCUAUCGACCCUCAGGAUUUCGAGCAGAGCUGCGUCUAUGACCUGUGCGCCACCGGCGGCCUGGAGGCCAGCCUCUGCCAGGCUCUCUCCAGCUAUGCCGAGGCGUGCCGCUCUGCUGGGAUGAGGCCAGAGCCCUGGAGGACCGAGACGUUCUGCGGCAUCCGGUGUCCGGCCAACAGUCACUAUGAGGCGUGUGGGAAUGUGUGCGACCGGGAUUGUGUCUUCAAUUCCUCCACUUUACACUGCAACGAGUCGUGCUCGGAAGGGUGUUUCUGUGAUCCGGGAUACUUCCGCGACGGGAGCGAAUGCGUCCCCCGGGAUCGCUGCGGCUGUUUACAUCACGGUGUCUACAUGAAGGCAAGAGAGGGAGUCAAGCAGAGCUCAAUCUCGUCGCGGUCUUACGCACAACUGGGCCCAUAA